CAGGCCUUGUUUGAUAACAUUGAAGAAACGCAACACGGAGACGAGGGCGGCGGUUUUCAUUCAGUUAUAUGUUCGCCACUCCUCAACAAGCCGGCAGAAGAUCGAAGCAUAUUUAAUCGCUUUAAGUACUCAAGUGUUUGGACAGCACAUUCCUCUACACCUCCAUCCAGAGCUUCCCCGCUGUUUGUGCUGUCAGGGUGAUGUCAGCAGCCUGUCUCGUGCGCCUGGCAAGGUGCAGUGGUCCUCAUGUGGGCCGCGUUGGCCUUUUGCAGACAGCCCUAGUCCCAUCCUCACUCCAGCACGACAGCCACCUGCAGUUCACAGUCUUCCACAGAAAACUUUACAGCCCUUCAGGAAGACGGCACAGCAACACACGCUUUGAUGCUGACAGCAGUGGCCGUCCCACCACUUGGGAUUCAUUUGGCAUCUGGGACAAUCGUAUUGAUGAGCCCAUCUUGCUGCCCCCCAGCAUUCGUUAUGGCAAACCCAUUCCCAAAGUUAGCCUGUCGAGGGUGGGCUGUGCCUCGCUCAUUGGUCAACGCAAAGAGAAUGAAGAUCGCUACCAGGUCUCCCAAAUGACCGACAACAUCCUCUACUUUGCUGUGUUUGAUGGGCAUGGCGGACCAGAGGCGGCUGACUUUUGUGAAAAAUACAUGGAGAAGUUCAUUAAGGACUUUGUGGCAGCAGAGGACAAUCUGGAAUUAGUUUUAGCAAAGGCCUUCCUUGAAGUAGACAAAGCUCUUGCGAAGCACUUACACUUCUCUCCAAGCGUAGCCGGGAUGAACGCAGGAACCACUGCCACUGUGGCCCUGCUGAGGGACGGCAUCGAGCUGGUGGUUGCCAGUGUGGGUGACAGUCGUGCCAUGUUGUGCCGCAGAGGCAAGGCCCUUAAACUCACUGUUGACCACACUCCUGAAAGGAAGGACGAGAAAGAGAGGAUAAAGAAGAGUGGGGGUUUUAUCACCUGGAAUAGUCUGGGACAGCCGAACGUCAACGGCAGGUUGGCAAUGACGCGCAGCAUUGGAGACUUUGACCUGAAGAACAUGGGAGUUAUUGCUGAGCCUGAGACCAAAAGACUAUCGUUGCACCAUGUCCACGAUGCGUUUCUGGCGCUGACCACAGAUGGCGUUAACUUCAUUAUGAACAGCCAGGAAAUCUGCAACGUCAUCAACCAGUGCCACGACCCCAAAGAGGCAGCUCAGAGAAUAUCUGACCAGGCUCUGCAGUACGGUUCAGAGGACAACAGCACAAUCAUCGUGGUGCCGUUCGGUGCUUGGGGAAAACACAAGAGUUCGGACGCAAGCUUCUCUUUCAGCAGGAGUAUGGUGUCCAGUGGUCGCUGGGCAUAGUCGGCAGGACGGUGGAUUUAAAGGUGUGGUCUAUGGACCACGUUAAUGUGUGCAAUACAAUAGGUACCCUUGAAGAAACUAUAUAAAGAGUGUGGUUUGCCCCAACAAUGAUGCCUGAUGGCUACAAUGUGUUAUUUAGCAGGACAUUGUGUUUAUUAGUACUUGAAUUCAUGAUGUGCACUAAAUAACAACAAACUCCCUCUUUAUUCAAGGUUUUAUCUACUAGCAAGCCAAUGACCUUAAAGUGGGCAAAGCUGAGGAGUGUGUGAAUGGCAGACAGGAAUUCAUGAUGACAAACAUGUAGCCUGCUCUACAGUAGCUAGAAUUCCUGACUGUCUGCCAUUCAAAUACUUUUUUUUUUGUCUGUUUACCUGUUCAUGCCCAAAUUUGCACUUUAAAUUUCAAGGAUAACUUCAGUUGGAUAACUUGCAUGUCUGGAGUUCACCAUUUUAAACAGAUGCAGAUUUUAGUUUUUGAUUUUGCACCAUUUCUCAACAUUAAUGAUUGGAUUAAAGAGAGUGGGGAAAAUACAAUUGAACCGCAGUCAUGUGUCGGUUAAUUUGAAUUAAGUCUUUGUACAUAGAACCUCUCGAUUUCUUAAACAACCCAGAUAUGAAUAUUGUGAAUAAAUUAAGUCACUGAGUGGGUCUUAAUGAUUGUGUGUCGGUUCUGGAGUGUCAAAGUAUCUAAAUUAGACCAUAUGUGAUUUUUCUGAAAAGAUGUCCUCUCCUAAACUAAUCUCCCAAACAAGCAACAUCAACACUUGAUAUUUUCUGUGUUUUUAAAACACUCACUAAGGCACUGCUGACAAGCAUUGAUGGCGAUUUGCAUGACCUUGAACAGCAUUUAUUGGUUGAACUUGACAUGUACAAAAAAAAGAUAUUCACGUUUCGUGCAACGUCAGCAUUGCUCAAGUUUGAAUAAGUGUUCAUAUCUGUACUGAUUUUAAACCGGUCUUGUUGGGGCACGAGGAAGUGCUCAGUGUACAGGAAUGUAUAGUGUAUGUUUUGUAAAUAAUUCUAUUUAUGUACAUCUGUAAAACUGAUAGUUCUCUGUUACAUUUUCUCAAUAUCUCAGCUAAACCAGUUUCACACGUGCAGAACCUUGGCGUGCUCACUUUGAUUGUAACUUCUUUCUAAUCAGUAAUCCCACCAUUUAGGUGUCAGACAGAGCAAAGCACACUAAAUGCAACACUAAAGAAUUGUUCAGCUAAGAGCCAUGGAUGACAGUGUGAAUGUUUGCUUUAAUGCCCUCCGUGACUAAAUAAUACAAUCGAACCCUAUAGGGUAGAGGAGUAAUUAUGCUGUAGAUGUUGACAUGGCUGAUUCAAUGUGAGCGGAUGCAUUUUCCAAAGUGAGGCAGACGUAAACCUUUUAGGUGGACUAACGUUUUUGUUCACUCUUGGUAUGAUCCUAUCUUUGUUUUUUAAGCACAACAGAUCCAGCGCUUCCUAUUUAUCAGCUUGAUUUUACUGUAUCUGUGAGAGUUGCAAAUGUUGUGUAGCUACCAGCUUUUCUUCACACAUCAUUUAUAAGUAUUGUGUAAAUAGUAUUUUUCUCCCUCAUUUAUGUGUUGAAUGAAACCUUGAUUUACCCUGAAGACUUUGUCUAUGCUUAAUACGUCCUCAUCCGUUAAAGUUAAGUUUGUCUGUGUGUUCACUCAGUAUUUUACUGUAUUUUAUGUCACCGCCUUUCAAUUGUAACCUCUUGCUCUGUGGAUCUGUACCUGGGACCUAAAUGUGACCGUUUCAGCAACACUGUUAGUACUGUAUUACUGGUCUAAAUGGCUUGUGACACUUCAAUUAAAGAUUAUACAUUAAAA
Molecule: messenger RNA, 3170 nt
Organism: Amphiprion ocellaris (clown anemonefish)
Lineage: Eukaryota; Metazoa; Chordata; Actinopteri; Pomacentridae
Gene: ppm1kb
Product: protein phosphatase, Mg2+/Mn2+ dependent 1Kb
Exons: 7
Coding region: 201-1349 (382 amino acids)
Biological process (GO): protein dephosphorylation
Molecular function (GO): cation binding; protein serine/threonine phosphatase activity
Source: RefSeq, a predicted model, not a curated record